CAAAACUCAAGGUCUGUUAGUGAUGAUGAUAAUCCUAAUUUAGAGCAAAAUUCAGAUGCCAUUGGCAAUUCUAAAGAUAGUUCUAACGUUAAGCAAGAUUUAAAUUCUACUCCUGGCAAUGAUGCUUCGAAGCAAAACUCAAGGUCUGUUAGUGAUGAUGAUAAUCUUAAUUCAGAGCAAAAUUCAGAUGCCAUUGGCAAUUCUAAAGAUAGUUCUAACGACAAACAAGACUUAAAUUCUACUCUUUGCAAUGAUGCUUCUAAGCAAAACUCAAGGUCUGUUAGUGAUGAUGAUAAUCCUAAUUCAGAGCAAAAUUCAGAUGCCAAUGGCAAUUCUAAAGAUAGUUCUAACGGUAUGCAAGAUUUAAAUUCUACUCCUGGUCCUGGCAAUGAUGCUUCUAAGCAAAACUCAAGGUCUGUUAGUGAUGAUGAUAAGCCUACCAGUGACAACGAUAAUCUUAACGUCAAAGAAGAUCAUGAUAAUAUAAGUUCUACCCUUAGCAUCAAUACCUUUAAUACCGCGCAAAAUUCAAAGUCUAUCGUUAAGCAAGAUCAAGGUUCUACCACUGUCAACGGAGGUAGUUUCCAAGAUACACAAAAUUCGACUUAUAAUACUAAGCAAAGUUCAAGGUUCACUAGUAACAACGAUAAUUUUAACACCAAAGAAGAUCAAGAUUCUAUUAAUUCGAGGUUCGACAACAAUAUCUCUAAUACUACGCUAAAUUCAAGGUCUAUUAGUGAUAAUAGUCCUACUCCUAAUACUAAGCAAAUCUUGAGAUUUACUAAUGACAACAAUGAUCCUUACACCAAGCAAGAUCAAGCUUCUAUUAUUACCAACAAUGAUUCAAACAAUAGUUUCAAACAUACGCAUAAUUUAAGUUCUAUUCUUGACAAUGAUGCUUCCAAUGAUAAGCAAGUUAGCGAUGAUUUGAAAGUAGAAAAAAUUAAAUCGAUUCGUUCAUCAAAAACUAUUAGCAUUUUAGUUGCUGUCAUUGCUAUUAUUUUCGGAUUUGCAUAUUACUAUGAACCUGUUGACUCGCCUAUAUUUAGAGACCUUAUAAACACCACUAAUUUGCUUUCUGGACAACUUGCUGAGCUUAAUACACCAGCAUCCUCCGUGAUAAUGGGAUAUCGAGUAACGAGUAAAAAUCUCGCUGACAUUAUAAACCGGAAUAAAUUAUCUUCUAAAAAUUCUGAUAACGUAGCACAUUACCUCAAUCAGCUUGGGGAUAAAAUAAGUAACUCGGGAGAGGCCAUCGAAAAAAUGUAUUCCACUGGUAAUCAUGCUCUUAAAAAGCUUUCAUCAGAACUGAGAUCCAUCGACGACGAAAUUUCCCAGGAACAAGUUAUUACAAGGCAGGAUGCAAUAUACUUUGCUGAACGUUACGGAAAGAUUUUAAAUACAAUCACAAAGUUGCGAGAUGAAUUCCGAAUAACUUUAAAUGAACUUGAUGAUCUUUAUGAUUUAUAUAUUGGGAUGCACCACCAACUUGCAAAUGGAAUGAAAGAUGUAGAACUUUUUUUUGACGAAGUUACACCAGAGUUGGAAAAGAUCUAUAAUAUAGGAAAAUUAAAACGAAAUCUCAAUUAUUUAAAACAAAUUAUGAAGAAAGUUCCUGACAUUCGGGAUCGUAUUAAUAAUCUUUUAUUUGAAUUCAAUAAACAAAGAAGGGUAUUAAUUGAGUAUCGCGAAGAAUGGAUUAGAUUUCGGAGACGAAAACUAGUUUCUUUUGAAGAUACUGAGAGAUUGAAGGAGAUGAUUCAGAAAUUAACUUAUGUAAUUAAAAUCUUUGCAAAGAAAGAUUUAGAAAAUACUGAAAAACGCAUUUACAUAUAA
This is a messenger RNA of Dentiscutata heterogama, 1836 nucleotides long. The record is from the annotation of a GenBank genome assembly. Lineage: Eukaryota; Fungi; Glomeromycota; Glomeromycetes; Diversisporales; Gigasporaceae.